UUCGGGCAGUUUGGUUCUCACCACCGCUGAGUCUACUGACUAAGCUGCGGCAAUUCGCGGAUGCCAAUACCAGCAACCCCGCUAUGAUUGGAUCCGAUGUGUCAAGAGUGGUCAAAGGGCGCGGCGCAGGGGUCUAAGAGCGCGUCACAUACUCCGGAGGCGUGCCCCGCCAUCAGCCGCGGCGCCGAACGAGCCAUUGCGGGAUGAAUGACCCUUGGAUAGGCAAAAAAUUGUUGCGAUGCCGCUGCGUUGUCUUGGACCGUGGUCAUCGAUGCGAAUUGACUCACUCACGCCAAAACCGCCUUUCUUAAACGUGUCGCGUGGUAAUCUGUCUCCAUCUCUCAUCUUCACUUCACUUCAUUCCACUUCUUUGUAGACUUAUUCUCGCAAUUGACGCCCGUGUCGCUGCUACCCCUCCUUCUCACUCACAAUGGCAACUGAACUCCCCACCACGAACGGCGCCAGCGCGCUGGACGGCGAGAACAACUUCGCCGUCAAGGCGGGCCUCGCCCGCAUGCUCAAGGGCGGCGUGAUCAUGGACGUCGUCAAUGCCGAGCAGGUGCGUGCACGCAUCGCCGAAGAGGCGGGCGCCGUCGCCGUCAUGGCGCUGGAGCGCGUGCCCGCGGAUAUCAGGGCGCAGGGCGGCGUGGCGCGCAUGAGCGACCCGCAGAUGAUCAAGGAGAUCAUGGACACGGUGACGAUUCCCGUCAUGGCGAAGGCGCGGAUCGGCCACUUCGUUGAGUGCCAGAUCCUCGAAGCCCUCGGCGUAGACUACAUCGACGAAUCCGAAGUCCUCACCCCCGCCGACGCAACCCACCACAUCACCAAGCACCCCUUCAAGACCCCCUUCGUAUGCGGGUGCCGCAACCUCGGCGAAGCCCUGCGCCGCAUCUCCGAAGGCGCAGCCAUGAUCCGCACCAAAGGCGAAGCCGGGACCGGCGACGUCGUCGAAGCGGUGCGGCACACCCGCACGGUCGCCGCGGAGAUCCGUCGCGCCCAGGGCCUCGACGACGCGGAGCUGCGCGUUUACGCCAAGGAGCUGCGCGUCGACUACCCACUCCUGAAAGAAACCGCGCGGCUGGGCAGACUCCCCGUUGUGAACUUCGCAGCCGGCGGUGUCGCGACGCCCGCCGACGCCGCGCUGAUGAUGCAGCUCGGCUGCGACGGGGUGUUUGUCGGGUCUGGCAUCUUCAAGUCGGGCGAUGCGGCGAAGCGGGCCAAGGCGAUUGUGCAGGCGGUUACGCACUACAACGAUGCCAAGGUGCUGAUGGAGGUGAGUAUGGACCUGGGCGAGGCGAUGGUGGGGAUCAACUGCGGGACGAUGGAGCCCAAGGACAAGCUUGCUGGGCGUUGA
Boeremia exigua is the source of this 1354-nucleotide messenger RNA. RefSeq names its product SOR/SNZ family-domain-containing protein. The coding region runs from base 431 to 1354 and encodes 307 amino acids. The transcript has 3 exons. Gene Ontology annotation, biological process: pyridoxine biosynthetic process; pyridoxal 5'-phosphate biosynthetic process; amino acid metabolic process. The record is from RefSeq and is a predicted model, not a curated record. Gene Ontology annotation, molecular function: amine-lyase activity. NCBI's taxonomy places the organism in Eukaryota, Fungi, Ascomycota, Dothideomycetes, Pleosporales, Didymellaceae.